Messenger RNA from Haliotis rufescens (red abalone), 1627 nucleotides. RefSeq names its product major facilitator superfamily domain-containing protein 1-like. NCBI's taxonomy places the organism in Eukaryota, Metazoa, Mollusca, Gastropoda, Lepetellida, Haliotidae. Gene Ontology annotation, biological process: transmembrane transport. The record is from RefSeq and is a predicted model, not a curated record. Gene Ontology annotation, cellular component: lysosome. Bases 98 to 1519 code for a protein of 473 amino acids. The transcript has 14 exons. Gene Ontology annotation, molecular function: transmembrane transporter activity.
GUAAAUGUUCUAUUUUUAGGUGUCCCGUGACUGCCUCCCUCAAGACUGUCAAGACACAGCUGAUCGUAAACUUUGAGGGACGAUUUGAAUAAGUUCCAUGAUGACAGAGACGGAGAAAUCUCCCUUAUUGGGAUCUCGAACUGAAGACGAAGAGGAGGAGCAACUGUCGGGAUGCGGCGCUACGAUAUUCUGCGACCCCAGGAGGUUUCUUCACAGAUACCUGGUUUUAAUUGUGAUGUGCUUCCUUAGUUUUGGAAGCUACUUCUGCUAUGACAACCCUGCUGCCUUGCAGGACAACAUGCUGAAGGACCUGGACAUCUCUGAGAGCCAGUUCAUGUCCUUCUAUUCCUGGUACUCCUGGCCCAACGUCGUCCUCUGCUUCUUUGGCGGGUUUCUAAUCGACAAGUUGUUGGGUGUCCGACUUGGCUCCAUUGUAUUCAGUUUGUUUGUGACAACUGGUCAGGUGAUCUUUGCCUUGGGUUCUGUGUUCAACCUGUAUUGGUUGAUGUGUGCUGGAAGAUUUGUGUUUGGUAUUGGUGGAGAGUCUCUGGCUGUGGCACAGAACACAUACGCGGUCAAGUGGUUCAAGGGGAGGGAACUCAACAUGGUGUUCGGUCUGCAGCUCAGCUUUUCAAGAGUGGGCAGCACGGUCAACAUGAAUGUGAUGCAGCCCGUGUACAAGUUCAUCGGCAAGUGGUACGAGGGAUUCAAGUGUCUAGGAAUGUCGCUGUUUGUAGGCGCCGGCACGUGUGUGUUCUCCCUGAUCUGUGCAUUGACCCUGGCCUUCUUCGACAAGAGGAAUGACCGAGUCCUAAAGAAAUCUGCUUCAGCCUCAGAUGAAGUUGUUCGGAUGGGCGACGUCCGCUACUUCCCCCUCACCAUGUGGCUCAUCUGCGUCAUUUGCGUGGCCUACUACGUCGCCGUCUUCCCCUUUGUGGGCCUGGGACUUGUUUUCUUUGAAAUGAAGUACGACUAUUCCCCAGGCCUUGCCAACAAUGUCAACAGCAUCGUGUAUAUCAUCUCAGCAGUUGCCUCCCCUUUGUUUGGCUUCCUGAUUGACAAGAGCGGGAAGAACAUCUUCUGGGUGAUCACGGGGGUUCUUGUCACUUUGGGAUGUCAUGCCAUGCUGGCCUUCACCUUCAUCAACCCAUACGUUGCCAUGUCCACCAUGGGUCUGGCCUACUCUGUGCUGGCCAGUGCGCUCUGGCCAAUGGUGUCCAUGGUAAUCCCCCAACACCAGCUCGGGACAGCAUACGGAAUAAUGCAGGCUGUACAGAACCUAGGUCUGGCUGUUAUAUCACUGGUGGCUGGGAUCAUCGUAGACUCCAAGGGCUACCUCAUCCUGGAGGUGUUCUUCAUGGCCUGGCUCUGCAUGGCCCUGAUCGCAGCUGUCUUCCUGUACCUGGUCGAUGCUACACGAGGCGGUAAGCUGAAUAUGUCCUCCAAGAAGCGACACCAAGAAGCAGAAGCACUCAAGGAGAAGGAAGAGAAGGAAGAAGAAAAGAAACCACUGAACUAAGCCGGCCAACCACACGCAACCAUCACAGUAAAUACCAUUUUCAACAUGACAGAAAAUGCAAAUAUUAUGCAAAGUUUGAUAUCUAAUUUACAGAUGAUGUAGAGUUGA